AUGUCGAUGGCGAUGGCGAGAGCAAGUUCUGGUCUGCAAUACCCAGAGCGGUUCUACGCUGCGGCCUCUUACGCGGGGUUUGAUGGAUCCACAUCUCCAACCAAAACCCUCACUUCCAAAUUCGCUAAGUCCACCUCUCUUCUUCUCUACAGCUUAUACCAACAGGCUAGUGUAGGACCGUGUAACGUCCCAGAACCCAGUACAUGGAAAAUUGUGGAGCAUAGCAAAUGGGCCAGAUAUUUUGUCAUGAAUACUGCACUUUGGAAUCAGCUUGGAUCCAUGUCUUCUGCCGAAGCCAUGCGCCUUUUUGUGAAAAUAUUGGAGGAAGAAGAUCCUGGUUGGUAUUCAAGAGCAUCUAACUCUGUUGUAGAACCUGUCAUAGACGUGCAAAUGAAUCAUAAUUCCAAAGUUGAACCAGUAAUUGAGAAUGGAAACUCUUAUCCAGAGACAAAGACUAUUUCCAAUCAAAAUGGAAGUGAAGUUGGAACACAGGAUAAAGAUAUUGUUGUGGAAGGCUUUGGUUCAGUUGGAGUUUACGAUCAAUGGACUGCACCUCCAGUAUCUGGACAACGUCCCAAAGCCCGAUAUGAGGUACCAGCUCCUCAUGGAGCUGCAAUUGUACAAGACAAAUUGUACAUAUAUGGUGGAAAUCAUAAUGGUCGUUACCUUAAUGAUCUUCAUGUAAGCAUACCUUCAAUAUACAUGUUCUAUGAAGCCAUACAUUUUGACUAA
Sphenostylis stenocarpa is the source of this 732-nucleotide messenger RNA. Lineage: Eukaryota; Viridiplantae; Streptophyta; Magnoliopsida; Fabales; Fabaceae. The record is from the annotation of a GenBank genome assembly.